AUGGCAGCAAGAAACCCAGGUCCAUAUUUGAAUCAAGUACCAUUAGGAUUUCCUAGUUAUAACAGAAGAGUGUACAGAGAUAUUUUAGCAAGGCGGGCUUUUAUGGAAUCUGAAGUAAACACAAGGGUUUAUAAAAAUAUUUUUGAAAACCUUGGUUUUAAAGGACAAAUAAGAAUUAACAAUAAAGUUGGUGUUAAUAGAAUACGGAUGAGGUGUAUACAAGGAGGAUAUUCUAGAGGAAUUUAUAAAUUUACGCGAAUGGCAAAAAUGGCCUUUUUUCAAACAGCUAGAGAAGGUUGGUUAAAAAAAUAUGGUUAUAGAGCUGACCUGUUCAGGUAA
Molecule: messenger RNA, 339 nt
Organism: Plasmodium malariae
Lineage: Eukaryota; Apicomplexa; Aconoidasida; Haemosporida; Plasmodiidae
Product: mitochondrial ribosomal protein S14 precursor, putative
Exons: 2
Coding region: 1-339 (112 amino acids)
Source: RefSeq, a predicted model, not a curated record